Messenger RNA from Lucilia sericata (common green bottle fly), 831 nucleotides. RefSeq lists its product as uncharacterized. The transcript has a single exon. The record is from RefSeq and is a predicted model, not a curated record. The coding region runs from base 1 to 831 and encodes 276 amino acids. NCBI's taxonomy places the organism in Eukaryota, Metazoa, Arthropoda, Insecta, Diptera, Calliphoridae.
AUGUGUCAUUUCAAGUGCAGUGGAUUGUCCGGUUUAGUUGCUGAAGCUGUCUGUAAAACUAAAGGUUUACACUGGUGCUGCAAUGCCUGUCAGAAAAUUGGUGUUGAAUAUUAUCGCUUUUUUCAAGGCACUAAAAAUACGUUUUUAAAUAUUCAAAAUAAGUUAUCUGCAUUAUCUAAUGAAGUAUCUGCCUAUGGAAACCUAUUUGAGGAAUUUAAACAAUUGAAUUGUCUUAAUUCCCCACCACAAUCUUCGCCUAAACGCCGUAAAUCGUCUAGAAACAAAAACAAAUUUUCCCAGAGUCCUGGUCCUACUUCCAAUGUUGAUGAUUCCGACUCAAUCACACCAAUUACAUCAAUAACUUUUUCCAAUAACUGUGCUACUGCUCCGAAACCUAUUAGUGAUUCGGUAAAUCAAUCACAAACUCCCAUCAAAGUAAAGGAUGGUAUUGUUUCUGAUACUGCUCCAACUGUAAGUCAAAUAUCAAACGUUGGUUUAAAAAUUAUUCCGCCGAAUAAAUCAAUUUUUAUAUCUCGUUUCGCAUCCGAUACUACUGUUGAACAAAUAAACUCUUAUAUUAAAUCGAAAUUGAACUCUGAAGUAGAUUUUACGACACAUAAAUUUUCUUAUUCGCAACCUAGGAGGAUUACAUCUUUUAAAAUUAAUGUUCCUUGCGAUGAACAAAUAGUUAAUCCUGAAUUCUGGCCUGAGAAUACUUUAGUUCGUGAAUAUGAAUUUAAAGAAUAUCCAAGAAAACAACACGUUGCUAUACUUCCGUCUGGUCAUCAAUUAAAUAAUAAUUUAAACUCCAACAACACUUCAAAAAACUAA